CUCCAUCUUUUUCCCAUCCCGCCUUUUUUUUUCUCUCGUGCUCUUACCCCGAAGUCUUCAAAGUCCAAACCCCCUCUCUCAUAUUUGUGCCGCCUCAGUCAAAGAUGAAUUUCUUUCCUUUACACCGAAACCGGUCAGGGCUGAGCUCGAACUCCUCUUAGAGCCCUCUCCUUUGACAAGAGCUCAUACUCCUCUCACUCCUCCAUUCGGCAUCAGUGACAGGUCUUGGAUUUGAUUAUGUUUGAGUGUAACACAGCUAAUCACUUUCCCCACAAAGUCUGAUAAAAAGGCUUUACUUGCAGAAAUUAUUGUAUGGUACUGUAGUAUAGUCACGUGAUAUAAUAUGGGUGGAUGAUACGGUUGAUAUUUCCCACUUUUAGAGUAUAGUAUAACAAAAUAUCCAUGUGUAUUAUAACACGUGAACGAGUUAUAUCAUGUGGACCUACUAUGCUACAACACUAUAGCAGCUUGUUUGUCAACUUCAAAGUGUAGUCCACCACAUGAGCAGCAGAGUCUUCUCUAAAUCAGUCACAGGCCCUCCGUAUCUUCUCCUACUACAAAGAUGUUCAAGCUUGAACGAACUUAAACAAAUCCAUGCCCAAAUAGUCACCACCGGUCUUGCUCGUUUCACCUUCAUUGCCAGCAAGCUCUUAGCCUUCUCUGCACUAUCAGAAUAUGGCAAUCUGCACUACGCUGAGACUCUAUUAUAUCAAAUUACCAGACCCAACAUCUUUGAUUGCAAUUCCAUGAUUAUGGGUUUCUUGAAACGCUCAGAAUCUGAAAAGGGUCUCUCCAUUUACACCAAAAUGAGAAGGAUGGGCACUGAGCCAAAUGCUCGUACUUUCACUUUUUUAGUUAAAGCAUAUGUUGGUGCAUCUUUGCUUGGUCAGCUACAAGGUCAGAUAAUGAAGUUUGGACAUGGUUGUGAUGUUUAUGUUAUUAGCUCACUUAUUAGUACGUACUGCAAAUGUGAAGCUGUGGAAUUUGCUCGUAGAGUGUUUGAGGAAAGUUUGGAUAAGAAUGUGGCUUGUUGGACUAGCCUUAUUAGUGGUUAUUGUAGUAAUGGGUUGGUUCACGAGGCUCGUGAUUUGUUUGAUACAAUGCCAGAGAGAAACGAUGUUUCUUAUAGCGCAAUGGUUUCUGGGUAUGUUUGGAAUGCUUGUUUCAAUGAAGCUAUUGACCUGUUUCGUGAAUCGAAGAGUCAUGUCAGGCUCAAAGAGUCUCUUUUGGUCAGUGUUCUUAAUGCUUGCGCGUCCGUGGGCGCAUUCAAAGAAGGGAAAUGGAUUAAUUUGUUUUUAAAUGAAAACGGUAUUGAGUAUGGACUUGAGCUUGGUACUGCACUAAUAGAUUUUUAUGCAAAAUGUGGAUGCAUUGAAGAUGCACAAGAAGUGUUCAGUAUGAUGCCUAGUAAAGAUGUGACUACUUGGAGUGCUAUGAUCAUGGGAUUUGCUAUCAAUGGUGAGAAUGAUAUGGGGCUUGCACUUUUUGCAGAAAUGGAAAAGAAGGGACCUAAACCAAAUGCUGUGACAUUUGUUGGAGUUCUCACUGCUUGCAAUCACAAAACUCUGGUAAAUGAAGCAUGGCGCUUGUUGGGACGCAUGAGUAAAGUUUAUGGUAUUGCUCCAGGGAUUGAGCACUAUGGGUGCAUGGUUGAUCUCUUGGCACGCGCCGGACAAGUGAAGGAUGCAGAAACAUUGAUAAGAAGUAUGGCAAUGAAACCAGACGGAGCGAUAUGGGGGUCUUUGCUUAAUGGCUGCCUGAUUCAUGGCCAUGCUGAGGUAGGGGAUAGGGUGGGGAAGCUUCUGAUUGAGUUAGAACCUCAACAUAGUGGAAGGUAUGUUCUUCUGGCCAACAUGUAUGCCGAAAUGGGAAACUGGGAGGAUGCGACGAGGGUCAGGAAAAUGAUGAAGGAUAGAGAAGUAGUUACAAGUUCUGCUUGGAGCUUCAUCGAGAUUGAUGGUGUUGUCCAUAAAUUUGUAGCUAACGAUAAGUCUCAUUCUCGUUCCAGAAAGAUAUACAAAACUUUAAACCAACUCAGAAGGGAUCUUGAAGGCUUUUCAAUUGGUAAUUAUGCAUCAUUGCUUUAAAGAUGUCUUUAUUGGUGUAUUGGAAAGAUCAAAUCCAGAGGCAAGUCUAUCCUGUUCUUCCAAAGAUGCAUCUAGCUGCAGAUCUUUACAUUGAAUGCUGUUGUAUUUAUUUAGCUCAGAAGCCAGCCUCCAUUAGUUGGCUAAAAGGGAUUCUCUAAACCUGGAUUCGCAUCAAAGAACCACAUCCAGCAAUUUUUGAAGUUUUCUCCAAGCUCCAUGAAAAGCCAAUGACAGAGAUGAGCCAUUUCUUCCUAUAUAUUUGAUUCCCGCGGUUAGUCUAAUGUCUGCAAAAUUGGCUAGAAGAAGCUCCCUAGUGGCACCAUGAAUUGGUGGGGCCCAAUCCUCUCUUGGCAUGCCAAGUGGAUUUUGAUUUUUAGUGAGAGGAUGGUUAAAGCAGGAAUUGAAAUACCAUUGUACCCACCGUAUUCUCAAUACCACUUAACCAACCCAUGCUGGUACAUUUUGUUUUCUUCUCCAACCAACUCCACCACCUUUAGAAGAAGAGCCUUCAACUUUGUGUUUGUGCACGACAAGACUUUGCU
This is a messenger RNA of Prunus avium (sweet cherry), 2629 nucleotides long. NCBI's taxonomy places the organism in Eukaryota, Viridiplantae, Streptophyta, Magnoliopsida, Rosales, Rosaceae. The record is from RefSeq and is a predicted model, not a curated record.